AUGGGUAAGAUGGACAACACCUCCGUGGAGCUGAGCUCCCCCACCGAGGUGAAGCAAGCAGCUCUGGAGGAGCCGGAGCCCAUCACCCCUGAAGCUGUGAGCACCAAAAAGAAGAAGGACAUCCCAGACAGAGGCUCCUGGAAGGGGAGGUUUGACUUCUUGCUGUCCUGCGUGGGCUAUGCUAUUGGGCUGGGCAACGUCUGGCGCUUCCCAUAUCUCUGUGGCAAGAAUGGAGGAGGGGCCUUCCUCAUCCCCUAUUUCCUGACGCUGGUGUUUGCUGGAAUUCCUCUCUUCCUGCUAGAAACUGCUCUGGGCCAGUAUACCUCCGUUGGUGGACUGGGAGUAUGGAAAUUAGCACCCAUGUUUAAAGGAGUGGGGCUGGCAGCUGUGGUUCUCUCCUUCUGGCUGAACAUCUACUACAUUGUCAUCAUUGCCUGGGCUCUCUACUAUCUCUUCAACUCUUUCACUGCGGACCUGCCGUGGCAGAGCUGUGGGAACCCCUGGAACACUGACCGCUGCUUCUCCAACUACUCCCUGAGUGACACCACCAACCUCACCAGUGCCGUCACCGAGUUCUGGGAGAGGAACAUGCACCAGAUGUCUGGGGGCCUGGGGGAGCCUGGCAGUGUCCGCUGGCCCCUGGCUGGGAUGCUGGCCCUGGCCUGGCUGCUGGUUUACUUCUCCAUCUGGAAGGGCGUGGAGUGGACAGGAAAGGUGGUGUAUUUCUCAGCCACCUACCCCUACUUCAUGCUCUUCAUCCUCUUUUUCCGGGGAGUCACACUGCCAGGAGCCAAGGAGGGGAUCCUCUUCUACCUCACACCUGACUUCAGAAAGCUCUCUGACUCUGAGGUCUGGAUGGAUGCAGCCACGCAGAUCUUCUUCUCCUACGGCCUGGGGUUGGGGUCCCUGAUCGCACUGGGAAGCUACAACACUUUUCACAACAAUGUCUACAGAGAUUCCAUUAUUGUCUGCUGUAUAAACUCCACCACAAGCAUAUUUGCUGGGUUUGUUAUUUUCUCUAUUGUUGGCUUCAUGUCACACAUCACUAAGAAGUCAAUUUCAGAGCUGGCCUCCUCAGGCCCUGGAUUGGCUUUCCUUGCCUACCCACAAGUUGUGACACAGCUGCCCUUGUCCCCACUCUGGUCGAUCCUCUUCUUCUCCAUGCUGAUGAUGUUGGGUCUGGAUAGUCAGUUCUGCACCGUGGAAGGGUUCAUUACAGCCCUGAUGGAUGAGUAUCCUCAUCUCCUGAGAGCCAGGAAGAAGAUCUUCAUUGCAGUUGUCUGUUUCAUCUCUUAUCUCAUUGGAUUCUCCAACAUUACCCAGGGUGGCAUUUAUGUCUUCAAGCUGUUUGAUUACUACUCAGCCAGUGGCAUGUGUCUCCUAUUUCUUGUCUUCUUUGAGACCAUCUCAAUUUCUUGGUGUUAUGGUGUGAACAGAUUUUACAAGAACAUUGAAGAAAUGAUUGGCUACCAACCUUGUAUCUGGUGGAAAAUCUGCUGGGCCUUCUUCACUCCUAUUGUCUGCCUGGGCGUGUUCUUCUUCAGUGUGGUGGAAAUGACCCCUCUGACACUGGGAAAAUACGUCUAUCCUGCAUGGGGACAAGGCAUUGGUUGGCUUAUGUCUCUGUCCUCCAUGGUACUGAUUCCAGGAUACAUGUUGUACUGUUUCUUCACCUCAACAGGGACUCUCCGGCAGCGUUUGCAGCAGAUGACACAGCCCAAGCCAGAGGUGCACACUCAGAACAACAGCUUCCAGCCAAAGACAUCCUUGAAUGGGAGGAUCUCAGAUGCUGCUGUCUAAGAGGAGCGCCUGGAUGCCCUUGCCCUGCCCUGUAGCUGCUCAUGCCACAUUGUCCCUCGAGCUCCUCUGGCACAGAUCGUUGUCCCCAGCUUUGUGGGUGGCUUUA
Calypte anna (Anna's hummingbird) is the source of this 1906-nucleotide messenger RNA. Its product is annotated as sodium- and chloride-dependent GABA transporter 1. The transcript is spliced from 14 exons. Gene Ontology annotation, biological process: neurotransmitter transport; sodium ion transmembrane transport. NCBI's taxonomy places the organism in Eukaryota, Metazoa, Chordata, Aves, Apodiformes, Trochilidae. Gene Ontology annotation, cellular component: plasma membrane. The record is from RefSeq and is a predicted model, not a curated record. Gene Ontology annotation, molecular function: gamma-aminobutyric acid:sodium:chloride symporter activity. Bases 1 to 1800 code for a protein of 599 amino acids.